Molecule: messenger RNA, 3210 nt
Organism: Aplysia californica (California sea hare)
Lineage: Eukaryota; Metazoa; Mollusca; Gastropoda; Aplysiida; Aplysiidae
Exons: 3
Coding region: 785-3064 (759 amino acids)
Biological process (GO): regulation of transcription by RNA polymerase II
Cellular component (GO): nucleus
Molecular function (GO): DNA-binding transcription factor activity; sequence-specific double-stranded DNA binding
Source: RefSeq, a predicted model, not a curated record
UCGUUUCUCGCUACCGCCUCGCCCGACUUUGUGAGAGCUAUAGUUUUAUUACUACGUUCGCUUUUCUCUCUGUCUCUCUCUCUCUCUCUCUUACCUCUCGAUUUUUUUUCUCUCCUUUCUCCGCCCUCCCUUCCUUUUUUUUUUUCGCCCCCACCACCACCACUCUGUCUCAGUCUUCAGAAGCCGAGCUGACAAUGGAAAUCUAGCGAUACGACGAUAUCACCGCUUGUACGCCGCUUAGAACCGGGGAACAGCGUCCGUUAUUCCGUUAAGGGUUUAAAGAUUACCGGGGACCAGGCGCUCUCAUUCGUGAUUCUUGUCCCCUCUCUCGUUUGACGCUGCUGCUGACAUUCACGCUUCGGACUGCAGGGAUUUGCGUGCAAAGCUUUAUCGACAGCUCAAAGGUAAUAGUUGCACAAUAACUAAUUGUAGGUCUACCUUUGAGGAGGAGGAGGAGUGGGAGGAUCGGAUAUUUAUAUUGUGUUUCAAGUGUGGGAUAUUCUUGUCCACAAUUCUGAGCGCGCUCAUAAUAAUACGACCGUAUGCAGUUGCUAGCGCCGUAAAACACUUACCCAAGCAACAAACAAACAAUUCUGAUCUAAAACGAAUAUAUAUUAAAAACAUUUUUUUCUCGUUUAUUAUGUAAACAAGAACGAAAACAAGGAAAAAUUGCAAUUGACACAAACGAAACAUGUAUUUAAUUAUAUAGUUUAACUCUACACAACUGGAUAAUAACCAAGCUGUGCUAUCAUUUGGGGAAUACGCAAUUCCAAAACGAGACAUCAUGUGGAGAAACGACAAUUUUCAGAAGCGUGACCUCAAUCCGUUCAGCAUCAGCCGUGUGCUAGGAGAUGACUUCGGGGCCUCAAAGUUCAGAGAUCACGGGGAUGUCAACGUGGACGAUGACGACGAACAUGAGGGAGUACGUGUGAGAGGAGGAGGAGGCUCGCCAUCAGAACCGGAGGACACGAGGUUCGAGUCUGAUGGCUCUCCUAGUCCGUCGUCCUUCGCCGAUGAGACCCGCCCUCACCUAACUCUCCAGGAAGAGGAAGCCGCGGACGUAGCCGCUGGGAGACAACUCAACAAAUCCAACAUGGCGGACGUCAUAUCCGGUGACACCCCCCUCGUGCAUCAGAGGUUGACAUUUCAGCAUUAUCACCGUUUGGGCUCUUUGGGGGGUUUGAACUCGGGAUAUGAGCAACCACCGCACAAUAACAUGAACACCGCCGUCUUUCCACAACAUCGUACUUCUUUCGCUGAAGACGAUCAUCAAGGUUCCAUGGAUCUCCGUAUUCACUCCCGACAACACCAAUACAACAACAACAGUAGUAGCAGCAACAGCAACAACAACAACAACAACAACAACAACAACAACAACAACAACAGCAUCAACAGCAGAAACCACAUCAACAACACAACAUCAGACCAUCCCAGCAUGGAGGAGGAAGAAGAAGUUACCUCAAACAAGGCCAAUAUAUUUCCAAUGAUGUCGCAGGAUCUCAACAAACGUCCACGCCAGGAGGGGGGAGAAGAGGGCGAGGAGGAGGAGGAUAUUUCCAUUAUGUCUGAUUCUUGUGGGGAUCUCGGAGGUCACGUGAUGGAAGAAGAGCACCUGAACGUCCAAGGGGAGUGGGCAGAGGACGGGGAGACAACUGCAGCCGCUGUGACGUCAGAGGACGACAGUCUAAAUAACAAGGAUAUCUCGUCCCAGGAGGUUACAAAAGAUCAAACAGCUGAGGAAAAAGACUGCAAAAGCUGCGAUAACGACGAUGAUAAAGAAGACGAGGGUAAAGAGAAGAAGGAGGGAGAGAAGACCGAGGAGGAAAAGAAGAACGAGAAGCCUCCUUUCAGCUACAACGCUCUGAUCAUGAUGGCCAUCCGCAGUAGCCCCGAGAAGCGCAUGACGCUGAGCCAGAUCUACGAGUUUAUCACCAAGAACUUCCCUUACUACCGGGACAACAAGCAGGGCUGGCAGAACUCCAUACGGCACAAUCUCAGCCUCAACAAAUGUUUCCUCAAGGUUCCCCGCCAUUAUGACGACCCAGGCAAGGGCAACUACUGGAUGAUGGACCCUUCUUCUGACGAUGUCUUCAUAGGCGGGACAACUGGGAAGCUCCGGCGUCGAUCUUCCGCCAACUCACGCCACCGCCUAGCGGCAAUAAAACGCGCCGGGUUCCCCUUCCCCGGCUUCCCACCCACGUUCUUACCUCACCACGACCGCAUGGCGGCGAUCCAGAUGGCGCUGGCUUCCGCUUACCACAGUAUGGCGCUCCCUCCUAACGGUAUAGGACCUUCUCAGCACCACCACUCACCUCAUUCUCCGCUAGGGUGCGCUAUGCCUCCGCCUCCUUCGUCUCCCCAUCAACAGCUCCCUCCUACAAACGCCAUGCUCUCCACCGCGUCUCUGCAUCAUCACCACCAAGCAGCGAUGGCGGCAGCAGCAGCAGCGGCAACUUCGUCUCAUCACGCUGGCCAUCCACCGGCGUCAUCACCGUACUUAUUACCACCAUCAUUGUAUCCGCCCUUCGCAGCUGGAUCGUCCAUCCCAGGAGGAUUCCCCUUUGCGGCGAUGGCGGCGGCAAGAUUACGCGCGGUUUCGUCGCCAGAAACGGCGGCAGCAGCUGCUGUAGGCUCGAAAUCUCUGUACGACCAGCGCACAACUCCGUCACCACCUGCAGGGGCUGGUUUGAAAUCUUCUCCGUCUCUAGGAGGAGGUGGAGGUGGAGGAGGAGGGGGAGGAGGCGGAGGCCAGAAGAUGUACCCUUUCAUCGGUCACUUUCCUCACGACCCCCACCCCACGGCCCCACACGCGCACGCUUUGGGGAGCAUGGACCUAUGUUCUCGUCUGCGUGCGAUGUCCGAACUCAAACACCACAUGUCGUCGUCUGCCUGGACUUCUUUAGCUAUGACGUCAUUUCCGGGGAUGCCUUCCGGUGGAGCAGUAUCCUUAAUGGACCCUGGGAAGUUCUGCUCCUCCUCACAAACAGCGAGUCCAAACUCAGCACUUGUGACGUCACCUAAUUCUCCUUUUAUGCCUGUAAAUUCCAAGCAUCGGUUUUCUUGAUCUCUAGCUUUAUUUGGAAAAUUUGAGUCUUGUGUGUGGAUGUGUUUGUAUGUGUGUGUGUGCUUGUGUGUGUCUCUCUGUGUGUAUGUAUGUAUGUAUGUAUGUAUGUAUGUAUGUAUGUAUGUAUGUAUGUAUGUAUGUAUGUA